Messenger RNA from Lycium ferocissimum, 1184 nucleotides. RefSeq names its product LIM domain-containing protein WLIM2b-like. The transcript has 6 exons. Gene Ontology annotation, biological process: actin filament bundle assembly. Gene Ontology annotation, cellular component: actin cytoskeleton; plasma membrane. NCBI's taxonomy places the organism in Eukaryota, Viridiplantae, Streptophyta, Magnoliopsida, Solanales, Solanaceae. Gene Ontology annotation, molecular function: actin filament binding. The record is from RefSeq and is a predicted model, not a curated record. Bases 335 to 916 code for a protein of 193 amino acids.
ACAUGUUGUCCAUUACAUUUUUGUAGUCUACACCAUUCAUGAUUAUAGUCAAAAAAACGAGGAGCCAAUUACUUUCUUCAAACUAAGAUAUUUCUUGGCCCCCUUUCCUCUCCCACAUCAUCAUUCCUAUCUGGCUCACACUCCUAAAAAAACAUUCUUUAUCUGCUGCAUCACAAAAUUUACAACUUUAAUCCACACAUAAUCUUUGCCCUGUAAAUCAAGAACUGCAACAUUUUUUUUUUUUUUUUAAUCUUCCAAUAGUGAAAUCUUGAUUUGUAGGAAAAGGGAGGUUUUUGAGGAUCAGAUCUAGAAUAUUUUUGUUGUGUUGGAAGUCAUGUCGUUUACAGGAACUCAACAGAAAUGCAAGGCAUGUGAAAAGACUGUUUACCCAGUUGAGCUUUUGUCAGCUGAUGGGAUUAGUUAUCACAAAUCUUGCUUCAGAUGCAACCAUUGCAAAGGAACUCUCAAGCUGAGCAAUUACUCUUCAAUGGAAGGUGUUUUGUAUUGCAAGCCUCAUUUUGAGCAGCUCUACAAGGAGUCCGGCAACUUCAACAAGAACUUUCAAUCCCCUGCGAAGUCAGCUGUGCAGUCAGCUGAGAAGUUGACUCCAGAGCUGACAAGAUCUCCGAGCAAAGCUGCUAGCAUGUUUUCUGGGACACAGGACAAAUGUGCCACCUGUGGUAAAACGGCUUAUCCACUUGAGAAGGUGACAGUGGAGAGCCAAAGUUAUCACAAGUCGUGUUUCAAGUGUUCUCAUGGUGGAUGCUCUUUAAAUCCAUCGAAUUAUGCAGCCCUAGAUGGGAUUUUAUACUGCAAACCUCAUUUUAAACAACUUUUCAAGGAGAAGGGCAGCUACAAUCAUUUAAUCAAGUCUGCUUCGAUGAAGCGUCCAGCAGCAACUGUUCCAGAUUCUUAAACUAUAUCUGAUGUCAACUAUUUUAUUCACGGGGGCUUGGUCUUUUUUUUUUUUUUUUGGUUGUUUCAAUCCUCUUUCUUUAUAUCUCCAGUUGGUGCAUCAUUUUGGUUAACUGUGUGAUCUGAUUUCCAUGAUUGUGAAAACUAUUAUCCUAUUGUUGUUCCAUUAACUUUUGGAUGUUAAACGUUCCUGCUAUUUUCUCAUGACCUUUAGCAGGGGUACAUUGUGCAGUUCCUUCGAGUGUUGGUACAUGUUAGUCCUCUUUAUC